GGUCGAAGAGAACGGCUUGGAGAAUCCGCAAGAGAAAGAAGAAGGAGAAGAGAAGAAACCGCAUCAAUCAGGUUCCGAAGAGAAAAGGUUGGAGAUGGAAACUCAAACUCUGAGUGAUGUGGGAUGGUUCAUUCUCGGUGAAAAUCAACAACACCUUGGGCCCUACGCAUUCUCAGAGCUGCGCGAGCACUUGUUAAAUGGCUACCUCACCCACACUACGCUGGUCUGGUCUCAAGGAAGAAGCGAAUGGCAGCCACUCUCCUCCAUUCCUGAUUUGGUCUCCCAAAUUACUCCACAAAUUCCAGUGCCCCCCAGUGACAACGAUGAUGACUUUGAAAAAUGGCAGAAGCAGAUUACGGAGGCAGAACAAGCAGAUAGUGAUAGACCUUCCACACCACCGGAGGGCGAGGAAGAGUUCAUUGACGAUGAUGGCACUCAGUAUAAGUGGGAUCGGGGUCUUAGGGCUUGGGUUCCUGAGGAUAGCAUGUUUGGGGUAGAGGAUAUGACUUUCUUGCAAGAAGAGGAAGUCUUUACGAAUGUGAAACUUUCUAAUGACUCUUCAAGGGAGGAAGUUAAUGCAACCGGAAAUUUUUCUGAUCCUCCUAAAGAGAAAGACACGAAUGUUAACCGUGAGGUAGAAGAAGGGAUUCCAAAUUCAAAGAGAAAACUAUCGGAUGUGGAAGAUGUCAAAAAGGAAGCUAAUAAACCUCCUGAUAGUUGGUUUGAGCUAAAGGUCAAUUCACACGUUUAUGUGACUGGAUUACCUGAUGAUGUUACAGUUGACGAAGUGGUAGAGGUGUUUUCAAAGUGUGGGAUAAUAAAAGAGGAUCCUGAAUCAAAAAAGCCUCGUGUGAAGUUGUAUACUGAUAAAGCGACUGGAAAGAUAAAGGGAGAUGCACUUGUUACAUAUCUGAAGGAGCCCUCAGUUGAUUUAGCUCUCAAAAUUUUGGACGGAACACCUCUGCGUCUUGGUGGCAAGGUUCUCAUGUCAGUCAGCCGAGCUAAGUUUGAGCAGAAAGGGGAUAGAUUUAUUGCCAAACAAGCAGACAACAAGAGGAAAAAAAAAUUGAAGAAGGUGGAAGAGAAGAUGCUUGGCUGGGGUGGUCGUGAUGAUGCAAAACUGUUGAUUCCAACUACUGUUCUUCUUCGUUAUAUGUUCACAACUGCUGAAAUGAGGGCAGAUGAAAACUUAUGUACAGAGUUGCAGGCAGAUGUUGAAGAGGAAUGUCAGAAGCUUGGUCCCGUGGACUCAGUCAAGGUUUGUGAGAAUCAUCCUGAAGGUGUUGUUUUGGUAAGAUUUAAAGAUAGGAAGGAUGCUCAAAAGUGCAUAGAAUUGAUGAAUGGAAGAUGGUUUGGUGGUAGGCAGAUACAUGCAAGUGAGGAUGAUGGUUUAAUUAACCAUGCUUUGGUCAGGAAUCUAGACGAUGAUGCUGAACGUUUAGAGCAGUUUGCUUCUGAACUUGAUGUAUGAACGAGUUUUGUUUCAGUCUUGUAGUUAUGCUAGUCAUACAUCUGGAUUAUGUUGUAAAAAAGUUCAACAUCCGAGGGUCUUUGGUCAUGUUGUUAAUUAGGGACUGUUAAUUUCCUGGGGUUCAACAUUUGAAAAGCCAUAGAUGAAGUACUACUAUAGUCAGCUAAUGUAAAUUCUGGCUGUGGUCAAUAUACAAGUUAACAAUUUGCGUAAUUUUGAUAUUUUCUUCAUCCUUUU
This is a messenger RNA of Fragaria vesca subsp. vesca, 1708 nucleotides long. Its product is annotated as HIV Tat-specific factor 1 homolog. Gene Ontology annotation, cellular component: U2 snRNP; U2-type spliceosomal complex. Gene Ontology annotation, molecular function: RNA binding. NCBI's taxonomy places the organism in Eukaryota, Viridiplantae, Streptophyta, Magnoliopsida, Rosales, Rosaceae. Gene Ontology annotation, biological process: mRNA splicing, via spliceosome. The record is from RefSeq and is a predicted model, not a curated record. The coding region runs from base 95 to 1471 and encodes 458 amino acids. The transcript is spliced from 14 exons.